GAGCAAGAACUAACAAACUCGAGUGGUCUCUUGUCGAACGCUCUUUCCAGCGUUGCCAUCCUGGGGUCAAAAACAUGAAAGUUAUUGCAAAUCGUGGAUGGUAUUGUUUGGGCCAUUGUUUUAAUAAAAUUUAAUUUUGAGCUGAGUCUAAUGUAGAAAUUCAUUUUGUAUCAGAAAAUUGGCAUCCUAUGUGUUAAUAUGUCGGAAUAGGAGAUGAAAAGUAAAAGGACAGUUGGCAUCUGUUGAAUUUUGUAGUUCAUGUUUUACCGAGGCUUGAAGAAUGUCGAAAAGGAGCUCUGAUGGGGCCGUCACAAAAGUGUUUCACCUUGCCCAGGGUCUCCUCAGUCAGUUGACAAAGCUUCUACCAACAAAGAAGGAGAUGAAGCGCCAAAGAGACAAAAGAUAAUGAUUAAUUACACAGAUAAACAGUUUAAACCUGGAGAGAAAAGUGAAGCAUUAUUGAAAAAAGGAAUUCAGAUGAAACUUGGUAGUGGCCAGAAAUCUUCACAAGGAACAGGAGUUGUUCAACCACAGUCAAAGUCUGUAGCAGCUGUGUUCAAUGUGGAUGAAGAAGAAGAACCCAAAGAAAUGCCUCCAGAGGCACGCAUGAGGAUGCGAAAUAUUGGCAGGGAAACACCUACAUCUGCAGGACCAAAUUCAUUUGGCAAAACAAAACAAGGUUUUUGUGAUGCUAAAAAAAUGUUUGAAAAGAACAUGAAGAAGGCCAUGGAUAGUUCAGAGAGUGGGAAGGAUGCAGAUUGAAAUAUGUAAUUUUUAUGUCAAUAGUAGGGUUUUAAAAUAAUUUACGUUGUCAGCUGUAAUUUAAGUUAAAAGAGUUGGCAAUGUCUUUGUUUCCUCAUUCUAUUAUUCUUGGUUUGUUCAUCCUGUGCGAUGAGUUAUAUCCAAAGGACAUUUAUAUAACUGUGACAAUUGUUUACAAAUUACUUUGAGUGAUUGAGAAUUACUUUUACAUUAUGAAUACUGAUUUCUUUAUUUAAAACUUUGUAUAAAGUUACAGAUUUCUAGUUUGCAAAUACAACUUAGUUAAUACUGAGAUUAUAUGAUGAGUAAUUUAAACGAAUUGUUCUUAUAGUACAAUUGCAGUUGAUAUUUCUUAUUAUACAGGUCUGUUAUUGUACAGAGUUUCAUAAGCUUACUGGUAGAGAAAAGCACGUAUCAAUUGUUGAUAUUUCCAUUUAAGAGAUGAAGUCAAUCAAAAUUUUUGGUAGGCUGUGAUAUACAUUUUUACUUGAUUUUUGUAAAGUUUAUGUUAAUUGUCAAUUUUCAGAAAUCUGAGUGUGAUUCACAUUCUUUUAAUCUAUUAUUAAAUAGUCAGAAAAGCCUGUACUGUUAUGUUAUAUAUUGUAUGUUCUAAUUGAACAAUGAAAACUUUGUAAUGCGUACAAAGUAAUUAAAUGUUUCUGUGUAUGGGCUCAAUAACUAAUUACAACAUUGGGUGUUGUAUACAAUGAACAUGUCACUUCUCCAUAAAAUCUUGUAUAUCAAUAAAUUAAAAAUUGAAAAAGUCA
This is a messenger RNA of Gryllus bimaculatus (two-spotted cricket), 1529 nucleotides long. The record is from the annotation of a GenBank genome assembly. Lineage: Eukaryota; Metazoa; Arthropoda; Insecta; Orthoptera; Gryllidae.